This is a messenger RNA of Bufo gargarizans (Asiatic toad), 2516 nucleotides long. It is a transcript of the gene PHF21B, whose product is annotated as PHD finger protein 21B. The coding region runs from base 1 to 2469 and encodes 822 amino acids. The record is from RefSeq and is a predicted model, not a curated record. NCBI's taxonomy places the organism in Eukaryota, Metazoa, Chordata, Amphibia, Anura, Bufonidae. The transcript has 15 exons.
AUGGGCACCAGGUUCGCCCCCAGCUAUGCCAAUCUAUUUAUGGCCGAGUGGGAAACAUUAAAUAUAGACCACAAGCUGGGGUCGGACCUGGUGCUAUGGUACCGCUAUAUUGAUGACGUGAUCUUUAUCUGGAAGGGAAGUGAAAUGACAUUAACCUCCUUCCUGGAUCAAACUAAUAAUAAUGAAUGGAACCUCCGUUUCUCCUCUAAUAUCAGUAAGACAAACUUAGAAUUUCUGGAUCUGAAUAUUAGAGUUGAACAGAACAAAUUAUUAUGUUCCACAUACCAAAAACCCACAGCUAGAAACAGUUUUAUCCUGUAUUCUAGCUGUCAUUUACCCAGGUGGCUGCUCAAUAUUCCAAGCAGCCAAUUCAGACGUCUGAAGAGGAAUUGUACUCAGAAUGAAACCUUUGAGCAAGAAGCAGAAUUUCUAAAAUUACACUUCAAGGAUAAAAAGUACCCCAUAAAAUGUAUUGAAGAAUCAUUAAACAAGAUCAAACAAUUGGAUAGACAGUCCUUUUUUAACAAAACGCCCAAAGACACUGUAAAUCUGACAGAACAAGAAAAAAAAAUGCCAGGAUUGGAACUAUCUUACAAAAGACGAGACCUGAAUAUUUAUGAGCUGGCUUGGGGGAAACUGCCUUGCACACUCACUGUGUGUUUACUUGCUUCUUUGUUCCUCCCCAUUUCCAUCAAACUUGAAACACUUUCUUUAUCCUCCUCCUCCUGUGACACUACUUCUCCUUUUUUUUUUCUUCCUGGAUAUACUUUGUUUGCGCAAAGAACCAUAGAUUCCAUAUUUUCCUCACCUCCUUAUAAACUACUUGCACGGAUGAAGCAAGAUCCACAGAAGCUGGCGGUCCGGAGCUGUCCUGUGGAAAGUGCCAAGCCCAUCCCGCUCAUCAAGGCACCAAACAGUCAGGGGGGCAUUGCCAUCUCAGUGGUCCCGGCCAAAGCACCUGUCACUAUGGUGACUGCACACCUCAAUGGCCAGAAAACAGCUACGGCCUCAGCCCCAUCAACGGCCAACAGUGCUGAACCCCCACAGACUGCCCCCAUUAACCUACAGACAACCAGCAAAUUGGUGGGGGGUACCUUAAACAUGACAGCAAGGAGAGUUUCAGAGAUGCCCCAUGCCCAGACAUUGGGUACUAUAACUGCAGUGCCAAUUAAAGUCCCUCAGGUCAGCUCCUUGCACAGAUUGGCAGGACAUGGACCAGCAGUGCUACCUCAGGUUAGGCCAAAGACUCUGAUUCCAGAAAGCCUUCCCAUCUCCCUCUGCAGAGACCAGCCUUCUAAACAACCCCCUACAUUUCAAAAGGCCACGGUGGUCAGUAUCAAAAACCCCAGCCCAGCCCUUCCCACUGCCAACAACACCGUCAGCCACCUCCAGGCUUCCAACGGCCAAUCUCAGAGCUCACUGGAACCAACAAUUUCUUCGCCUCUAAGUAGUGGAGGUGUGGCCUACGCAAUUAUAUCCACCUCGCCAAGCAAUGCAAACCCAAUUAACACCAGCAACGUUUCUGUGGUGAAUGAUGGCAUCAAAGUUCAACCGCUCCUAAUCAGCGCUGACAGCAAGGUAAUUUUCAUACAACCUCAAGUUCAGAGCCAACCAGAGAUCAAAACAAAAAUUAAGAAACCUUGUGAAGAACCUCCUCAGGGACCCCCAGCUACCAAAAAGAAAAAGGAGGAAAAUCCUGAGAAAAUUGCCUUUAUGGUAGCACUAGGCCUUGUUACAACAGAACAUCUGGAAGAGAUCCAAAGCAAACGUCAUGAGAGAAAAAGGAGAAGUACGGCCAAUCCGGCUUACAGUAGCCUCCUGGAACCCGAGAGGAAACGCCUUGCAUCAAACUAUAUGAGUAACCCGUUCUUAUCAGGGAAAGCGAUUGCGGAUUCCUAUUGGAAGAAUGAGAUCAUUCAUGAUGAACACUGCUCAGCAUGCAAACGGGGCAGUAAUUUACAGUUGUGUGGAAUGUGCCCAAGAGCUUACCAUUCAGACUGCUUAGAUUCACCAGUCAAAGUAGCACCCAAAGGAGUCUGGAUGUGUCCAAAGUGCCAACAGAAGGUAUUAAAAAAGGAAACCGUGCCAUGGAGUGGGGCCCUCGCCAUCGUUCAGUCUUACGUCACACAUAAAUCUGUGAAAGAGGAGGAGAAAAGGAAAUUAUUGAAGAAAGGUAAUGAAUUGAAAAAUGAACAGAGACAGCUUGAAGACCAAGAACGACGGCUGAACAAUGCUAUAAAGAAAUGCUUAGAGCUAAAGAAUAGCUUGCUGGCCCAGCAGAGAGGAACUCAGUCAUCUUUGGAUCGUCUGAAAACUCUCAUUAGACUGAUUCAAAGCGAACAGAUGCUUCAGGUCACCAUGACGACAACCGCCACCGCUUCAUUGCUGACGGUCCCCUGGAUGAAACCCUCAUCUGCAACCCCUACUAUUCACAAAGGUGGCCUGCAGCAGUCUCAGAGUAACAAUUGACAUGGGCAGAUGAGACUAAAACUUUAAGUGAAUUUCGCCAAGAAGGA